CACUUCACCUCGACAGUUAAUGCUAGUGACGUAUUGUUUAUGUGUGUCUAUCGUAAGUGCCUGCUUGGAAAUGGUAUUGGAAAGCAAAAAGUCAGAAAGAAAAGGAAAAUUAAAAUUAAAAGUACAUACAUUCCUAAAGACAAGUGUUUAUUCAUUAAUGAUAAAAACCAUGUGCACCGAUGUAGGACACAGACUAUGAUUUAGAGGCAAACCCCUUUUAUAUGCGCUCAGGUAAUAGCCCGGCUACUAUGGCUAUUUUGUCACAGGACCCCAAGGAAGCACGUUGAAAUGUUUACGGUAGCAGCACUGGAAAGCUAUGGACUCUAAUAAGUGUCGAUAAAUAAACAACAGUUAAAACAAUAACCGAAUGUAUAGAGAUAAUAUAACAAGCAGGUAACGAGAAAGGGAGUUAGCUAAACUAGCUAAUAAUCCGGGUAGUGUUCGGUGACUAAAGGAAAGGUUUCAGGCGGUUUCAUUUCUACAGUUAAGUUGAGACCAACAUGACGUGUUCACUGGUAGUUCCAGUCAUUGAUGUCCAGAAUGAUAAUUUCAGAGAGCUUUGGCCUGCUAUGGUAGUGGCCAUUAAAUCGUCUUCUUUCGUUGCACUGGACACGGAGCUGAGUGGUCUUGGAAACAGGAAAUCCUUGCUGGCUGAAUCUAUAGAGGACAGAUAUAAAGCCAUAUGCCAUGCAGCUCGCUCUCGCUCCGUCCUCUCUCUGGGAUUUGCCUGUUACAAGAAACUGGACAACAAGGCUGCAGACACAUACCUGGUGCAGGUGUAUAACCUCACCCUGCUGUGUUCAGAGGAGUACAUCAUAGAGCCCCAGUCAGUGCAGUUCCUGGUGCAGCAUGGAUUUGACUUCAACAAGCAGUACGCCCAUGGAAUCCCUUACUGCAAGGGCAAUAAUAAGGGAGCAUCAGAUGACCGGGGAGUACACAUCCGGGCCUUAUUCACUGAACUGCUGCGUGCCAGGAAACCUCUGGUGCUCCACAACGGCCUCAUCGACAUGGCCUUCCUUUACCAGAGUUUUUAUGCACAUCUGCCUGAGCGCUUGGCCACCUUCACAGCCGACCUCUCUGAAAUGUUUCCCGCUGGCAUCUAUGACACCAAAUAUGUCACUGAAUUUGAACUCCGGCUCACUGCGUCCUAUCUGGAGUAUGCCUAUAAAAAAUGUAAGCUGGAUAACAGUCGCAGUGUGUCCUCUGGAGGGGCUGGACCUCACGUUCAUAUAGAGUUCUGUCAGUACGCCGGUCACAUGUCCAGCUACGUGGACUACAGAGUGUGUCCAGCUGUGGGCUCUUCUGAAGGACAGACUGACAUCUGCCAGCGCUUCUCUGCGUUUGGCUGGUGUCCGAAUGGCACCCAGUGUCCCUUAUCCCAUGACACUGACCUGAUCAUCCUGCAGGAUGAGAAAGGAAUGGGGGACAAGAAAAAAAAGAGGAAGAGACAAAGAGACAAGAAGAGAGGUAGAGGCGGGGCGGCGGAAGGCUCUUCCAUCUUUGACGGUGCCCCUGAAAACAAAAUACCGCACAUGGAGGUGGAUCCCAAAGAAACACCGGAUGACCAGCAAGGCGCUGAGCCAUGCCUAGAAAGCGUGUCUCUAACAGGCAGUGAUGGAAACGCUCAACAGAAUGAGGGGGAGAGCAUGAAAACAGACAGCGAGGGGAACGGAGUGUGUGAAGACCACAAAGACUUCAGAAACUGUGAAACAACCGCCGCAAAUACAGAAACCAGCACAAACGAUGGCGUUGAAAGCAAAACAGAAGAAGGAGAAGGAGAAAAGUUUUGCGACCGCCCAGUUAAGACUGGCGAGCAGAAGAAGGUUGACACAGGAACGCACCGGGCGGGGUUUGAUGCCUUUAUGACGGGAUACAUUUUCGCCCACUCAUGUACCAUCAUCAACAAGGACAGAGUGGGAGCUGGAGAGGGGAAGGAGCAGCAGAAGGAGGAGGAGCAGCCAUGGCUUCCUACCAGCCUCAAUAAGGUCUACCUCAGCGGCAAGGCGGCUCCUCUCAACGUGGUUAAAAGCACCUUCUCCAAAUCCUCCAAGGCCCAUGUGCAGAAGAUGGAGACGGUGUGGGGAAUGAGAAUGUAGUGUGAACACAGCAGGGAAGCCACUAUAGUGUGUACAUACGCAGGUUAAUGGGGUAAUGUUAUUGCCAUGCUAGCAGCAGGCUCAGUGGAUACCAAUGUCAGUCCAGUCUGGUCCCCAGAGGAUGAAUAUUUAUGAUUUUGAUAAAAGCCCUGAUUUUAGAUUUUUGGUGAAAUAUCUUGACAACUGUUGGAUAGGUUGUCAUGAAACUUGUACGCACCAGUCAGGAUGAAUUUGAGAAACUUUGGUGAUCCCCUUACUUCUAGCACCAUCUACAGGUCAGAAUUUGAAUUUGCCCAAUACUUUAGUUUAUGUUUAUGACAUAGCUGCAAAGCGAAAGAGAUUCCCAUCAACCUCAGCUGUACUUUGUGUGUUUAGUGCUAAACUAAGACGCUGUUCAUGCUAAUCAUUAGCAUAUUAGCAUUGUGACAUUAGCAGUUAGCUCAAAGCACCGCCAUGCAUUAGUACAGUCUUAAUGCUGCUAGCAUGGCUGUAGACUCUCUUGUUCCUGCUGUGUAUUGCCCUUUACAUCCUCACAGAGCCGCGAUUGUGGCUUUUUGAUGAUUUAUGUUGACUUUCUGAGAAUAAAGCAAAGAAUCGGGGGUAAUGGUCAGUUUAUGUUCAUGGUAAAAAUGUCUGACAGUGAAUCUUAUGCUCCCAUAUUGUUUUUAUUAAUUUAGCAGUCUUCAGUGGAUGUUGGAUCCACUAAUCAAACUGCAAAAAAAAAAGCUGUUAUUGACUUGUAAUACCUGUUUUAAUUUAGUUUGUUAGUAUUUCUAAGUUUUCUCUGCAAACAGCCAAAAUGAGAUGUUAUAUGCAUUCAUCUGACUUUUCAGAUUUUGUAACAUUUCCUGUUUCUGAAGUUACCUGUGUAAUAAACUAACACUCUUUAACAAUUA
Messenger RNA from Morone saxatilis (striped sea-bass), 2992 nucleotides. It is a transcript of the gene toe1, whose product is annotated as target of EGR1, exonuclease. Gene Ontology annotation, molecular function: 3'-5'-RNA exonuclease activity; metal ion binding; snRNA binding. Gene Ontology annotation, cellular component: Cajal body; cytoplasm. The transcript is spliced from 8 exons. Gene Ontology annotation, biological process: snRNA 3'-end processing. Bases 501 to 2096 code for a protein of 531 amino acids. The record is from RefSeq and is a predicted model, not a curated record. NCBI's taxonomy places the organism in Eukaryota, Metazoa, Chordata, Actinopteri, Moronidae.